AUGCAGCAAGAGAGAAUAGAUUUGAAAUUUUAUAAAGAUUAAUUUAAAAUGAGGCAAAUAUUGAUCAUAGAGAUAAAAUCUAUAUGUAUUUUUUAUUCAGCCAAAGUAGGUCAAUUUUAAACUUGUUAAAUUUUGAUUGAUGUAAUUAUUUUAUUAUAAUUCAAUUUAGGCAGAUAGUAAAAUAAAUCAUCAAGAUGUAACCAAAGAAACUGCUAUUGCUUAUGCUAAAAAGUUUAAUAGAAAAGAAGUUUUGAUCUAUUGA
Molecule: messenger RNA, 262 nt
Organism: Paramecium primaurelia
Lineage: Eukaryota; Ciliophora; Oligohymenophorea; Peniculida; Parameciidae
Source: the annotation of a GenBank genome assembly